Ectocarpus sp. CCAP 1310/34 is the source of this 3252-nucleotide messenger RNA. NCBI's taxonomy places the organism in Eukaryota, Phaeophyceae, Ectocarpales, Ectocarpaceae. The record is from the annotation of a GenBank genome assembly.
AUGUUCCACAUUCCGGACCAAUCUUCUUGUGGUGCGCGGGUCCCGUACCUCAUCGUCCCAUCGUUAUUUUCGCGUCAGUGCUGGUGCCAAGACGAGAAUAUCGACCUCAGACACGGCGAGGGCACGUGCGACUACGCUUGCACGGGCGAUGGCUCUGUUGUUUGCGGAGGUAUUCUCUCGUUUUCCUUGUACGAGCUGGAGGAAGCGAUCUUGCCGACUGCUCCCACGGACGACAGCUACGUGGGAUGCUUUGCAGACGACCGGCAAGACCGUGUUCUGGGUGUUCAGACGUCUUCGAGCGAGAUGACCUCGGAGGUCUGCGCCGCCUACUGCGCCAACGAGUCCUUCGGCAACAAGUUCUACGCCACGCAAUAUGGCGAAGAGUGUUGGUGCGCGCCGUCUGUCGACCUCAGGUACGGCGAGGGCACGUGCGACUACGCGUGCACUGGGGCAGUCGAGACGACUUGCGGUGGCUUUGAGGCGUUCGACCUCUUCGAGCUGGACGUAGUCGACCGGUCAUCUCCUCCGUCGGAACAUUACUACCUGGGAUGUUUCGCGGACGACCAGAACGACCGCGUCCUCGAGGAUGAGACGUCUUCCGGUAACAUGAGCUUGCAAGUGAGUCCUUCCCACAACUGCCUUGGCGCGAAUAACGCAGCCGAGCACACGUGCUGGUGCGGGGGAUGCGAACUGCUGGAUGAGGGCCUCCACCGUUAUGACAGGCACGGCGCCACCUCUUGUACUGGGUACCCCUGCACGGGAGAGGGAUCUCGGGCCUGCGGCGGGGUUUACGCGUUUUCCCUGUACUAUCGCGGGACCUGUGGGAGUUCGGAAACGGCCGCACCGACCGGUCUUCUGACCACCAGCGACACGCCCACAGCCGCACCGACCGCUUCUCCGACAGCAUUCCUGACCACCGAUGUCGAGUCGCCGUGGCUGACGUGGCGGGUUGAGGGGAGCGAGGUGAAGAUAAAAGAGACUGACCACUGGGGUGCCGUGGCCUACGUACCCAGUCCUGAAGGGGACGGCGUCACCUUUUUCUUCCACAAGACUGAGGAGCGGCUGAGCCAAAUACAGAUCGGGACGGAGCUGUAUGAUGUUAUAUACAGCGGCGGAGAGAUCACGGACGUGGCGGAGUGCCACGGCGAGUGCUACGACCCGUUGGAUUUCCAGUGCUGUGAUGGCACCAUUGCCACAUGCUGCAACGAGGAGGUGCCGUGCGGAACCCGUUGUCACGAUCCGCUUACGACGCAGUGCUGCGCCGAUGGCAACAUCUUGGACCAGGACGAGUGUUGCGCCGGGUAUUUGGGGUUCAACGGGGCCGUGAACUGUUGUGCGGACGAAAGCGUUGUGGGAUGGGACGAGUGCUGCAUCGGCGAGGUGCAAUGCAUCUACGGCUCGUCGUGCUAUGACCCGCAAGACUCUACUUGCUGCGAAGAUGACUCCAUUAUCGACAUCGGGUCCGCCUGCUCUCCCAUUGCAGACAACGUGCCGAAACGCGGCGGAGAUCCUCACGUGGAGGGAUACGACGAUGUCGGGUACGAUUGCCACGGGCAGGGCGAAUUCGUGGUCACCAAAGCUGCGGCCACCGACAGCGAGGUUCAAGCGCGCUUCCAGCAAUGGAGCCAAAACCCAACCCCAGGGGUCACUGUGGCCACCGCCGUCGCAGCGCGCGAAGGAACUUCAUCCGUGAUUCAGGCGACGUCGACCGCCUCCGGCGGGCUCGAGGUGUGGGUGGAUGGUGAGCUGUACGAUGAGGCCGCUGGUACAACUCUCACCGGAGUUGCGCUAGAGCUCCUGGAGGCGCGGGUGGAGAUGAUCUUCCCGUCGGGAAUGGAAGUAAUCGUGUUGUCCCGCACAGGCGGGAUUCUGAGAAUCGACGCGUACGUACCUCUCGAUCUCGCCACGACGGGUCUUCUCGGCAACAACAACGGGAACAUUGGAGACGAUUGGAGGACUGCGGACAAUGAGAUUGUCGAGUUUGCGUCAGAGCACCCGACAGUUGCGGAAGGCACGAACUACUGCACCACGAACUGGUGCACCACCGAGGACUCUUCGAUAUUCACUUACGCAGAGGGAGAAGACCACGGCACGUACGACUUGUGUGACGUGGUUUACGUCGCGCCCGUGCUACCCGACGUCAUCCCGGCUGCAGUCACGGAGCUGUGUGGCGACAACACCAACUGUGUAUUCGAUGCCCUCCUUGCUGGCGAGGAGGUGGGUGAGGCAACCCUCAAAGAAGAAGAGGCGGCCCGAGUCUACCAGGAAGGACUUGGAGGUCUCUGCACGACCAACACCUUUAGCAGCACAGGCACACCACCCUGCACGGAUUGCCCCGCCGGGGAGGUUUCAGGGCGUGGUGCGAAAGUGUGCGUCCCCCAAGGGGUCCCCGCAGUAGCUCUCCCCUCCGAGGCUAUCGUCGCUGCCAUGUUAGCUGACGCGACGGGUGGCUUCGCUGGUCCGGGAUCCCUCAUCGACGGAGGAGUGAUGGGUGGGUUCGGCGUUACCGAAGUGGACAUACAACCAUGGGGCGAGAUCGAACUCACUGACGCGAACCUCGGAUCUGUCUACGUGUCCGGCAAGUUCGUCCGUCACGACAGCGCACCGCUGCCCUUCUCGUCGGCCGUCUUCUUCUACAUCGAGAACGCAGACCAGCCGGACGACAUUGCACGCGGCAGCUCCAAAAUACGAGGCACAUCCGGAGACUUCUCGAUGGUCGUGAUGGACGUCCCUCCUGGAAACAGCAGGCUGUUCCUCAGCUUUGUCAUCAAGGAUCCCGCGGAGGCGCUGAACGUCGCGGCGGAGGUGGUGCCGGCAACGUCAAUAUUCUCGCUUCAAAUCUCCAACAUGGCAUGCGUCCCGUCUUUGACCAUCACUCACGAGUGGAUCGGUGGCAAUUUUGCUCCCUAUGAGAUCACUGAACCCGACCUAACCACCAUCCACUCCGGUCAUGGGAACUAUUCCGGGGGCGUCGGAGUCUUCCAGGACAAUUGGGCAGGGAGCUCACCCGCGGCCAAAAGGUACAUUCUCUACAGCGGGCUUGACGUCGACACCAGCCAGGUGCUGGGCGAGUACAAAGGGCGCAAGUUUUUACCAAUUCUACCUUCCGAAACCCCGCCGACUUGGCGUAUUACCGCUCGUGUUUCAGGGGAGAUCGUCUACAUGUACAAGGAGGAACAGGUCCAGUCCGAUAUCGUAGAGUUCACCGUGCUUCUGACUGACUACGAUCCCAGUUGUGGCGUACCUCCGUGA